GUGGGAGCGCGCCUCAGAACUCAACAGCUGCACAGUGAGGACUCGCCAAGUCGAACAAAUAUGAUUCACAGUCGAACAAUUGAAUAGGUGAGCUGUCCUCCAGCAGAGCAACUCAACGCUGCCGUGUGUGUCUGUGUGUGUAUGUGUGUGUGAAAUGAAGAAGCAGCUCACUCAAACAACCUCGCUGAACACUGAAUUCAGUCGCUGUCAGUGUCAUUAUUAAUCCGGAAAUAUCUCACUUGGUAGGUAUUGUUUGGUGAGUUUCUACAGUUGAGAGUCGAGACAACAGAAAGUGUAGUUUUCUCUAACGUUGGUUUUGGGGGGUGUUCACGUUUUAACCCACAAAGUUUGAGACUUUUUCAACGUAUUCCGGGGAGCUAACUUUGAGAGUGGCGUUAAACUUUGAUAACUCGUGUGAUAAAAAGCCGAUUUAAACCGAUAUGUUGUUGUUAUAUACGGAUAAGUUUGGUAUCGGAACGUGCUCCGCUUCGGUGUAACUGAAAUCGGAUCAUUUGAAGUGACUCGGUGAUUCAUUUUGAUUUGUAUCCUCUGAGAAAGAAAGAGAAAAAAAGAAACCACCUCCUCGUGUUCUGCUUAUUAUGCAUACACAGAGAUGUAAUAGCCUCUAAGUUCGACUUUUUUACGCAUUGAGUCGUUUCAUUUAACGUCGUGUACCUCUAACUGUUAACUUAAGUGCAUCCUUAGCGAACGUUGAUGGUUUUAAUGAGGGCUGUUGUGGUUAGUUGAAUAACAAGGUGGCUAAUGGUAACGCUGCCUCACACAAAGCAGGCAUGUGCUUUAAAGAAAAACACACACUGGCUCCUCAUUACCGACAGAUGUACUGGCUCACCUGGCCUGAGUUAGGACUACUUCCAGGCAAAGUAAUUAUAUAAAACUAACGAUAAAUCACAAUUAGGCCACCUUGUUUGACAUAUUAACUUAUACUAUUGAGGAACUAAAGCAUUGAAGUUCCCCUUAAUUGUUUAGGCUAGUUGUAGCAUUUAAUAAAAACCCUUUAACUGUUAUUAUACUUUAUAUUUUUUUGCCUUUAAUGCAGUGCCACAAUAUUCACUUGCAUAUGAACAUGAUAACAUCAUAACAUGAAUUAAUUUAUGAUGCAUGACUAUAUCUAAUGCCCUCAAGAUAAAGCGCAGGAUUAAUAUCAGUAGUGCCACAACAAGGAGUCAUAAAGUAGUGACAUGGUGAGUCAGAUUGAGCUAAUUUUAAAUUAAGGUUGUGUCAGUCAAGUCAGGAUGAUAAUCUGUCAAAUCAUAAUUUCUAGAUAAUUAAAUAUUGAAUAAUGACUCAGAGCUCAGUGUCAUACUCUAGACACUGUCAUGUUAAAGGAUGGAGCAUGUUUGGUAGAAAUAGAAUAUAAUAUUUAUUUGUAUGUUUAAACUGUAAUAUCAUUUUCGCUGAAUGAUAACUUAAGGCAGCCAUCUUGCACCGCCAUGUUCUAUGGUAGCACAGAGCAGACAAACUAGUCACAUAUGUUUUUUUUUUUAUGCAGCAGUGGUUGGAAAAAGUAGAGCAUUUAAAAAAAAAAGUAUGUUUAUAGAUAUUUUUGACAAAUUAUAUGUCAUAAUUGAGCAUUAUCGAGGCUACUCGACCUUAAAGACCACCAUCAUUUAAGUAGAGGUGGGGUGAGCAAGGGGGUUUAUGUCAUUAGUAGAACCGCUCAGAGUAAUAUCCUUUGUCAAUUAGUUAAUGUUUGAGUGCACUUUCUAUUUCUAUUUCUGUUGCAUUUCACUCUGCAACACUUAAAACACAAAAACAGGUAUGUGACUAACUUGCUUGUGAUGUGCCUCUGCAGAAACACAGCGGUGAAAUAUGGCAGGAUGCAUGAAAGAUGGCUCACUCCUCAUGUAAAAGUAGAAAAGACUCAUUUUAAGUUCCAAAAAUAGCUUUUAUAGUCAGGUGAUUAAACCCUGAUUCAGAUUAUGUUUCAUUUCUGCUAAAACUGUUCUGCAUAAUUUCACCUGAACCCACACAGAGUACGUCUCAGAGCCAAACCUGAAACUGUAAACAUUACAAUGAUCCACGAUCGAGCGGCUUAAACUUGUCACAGUAUCCACUUUUAUUUGGGCUAUGGCUAAUUUAACAAAGCUCAAUAUCUAAUAGGGUGCCUCACCUUAAAUGUCAUCGUAUAGUUAAAGAGAAUAAGAGUGAUAACCUGGAAAAUGAUUAACAACUUAUAGCAACAGUUUCCUUUUUAUCAACACUUACAUGAACUCACCUGGAAUACCCUUGAGUGCUCACAGGAAGAGUUAAAGUAUCAAGAUAAUAUUCGACUUUAAAGUAGCUGUAGUAUUAAAGCGAAUCAGUGUAAUUCACAAAGGACAAUGAGAGGAACAGGCAGCACCAAGCAGCUGCCAUGAGGAACAGAUCAAGAUAUAUUUUUAUAAAGUUGAUUCAUUGGAAACUGACGUAUAACUCCCAGACGGAGUUUCCCUUUUAGUGCCUCAUAUAAUCCAGAAAUACAGAAUACAAUACAGGCACUUUAAGAUAAACUCAAACAGACAUAAUAAUCCCGUAUCAGGCGUCUGUAUGUCUUCCUGUCGUCACUGUCUUCACCUGCGUUAACGUUAGCCCUGAGCUUUUGAACUUGCUGGUCCAGUCGCUCCACUUCUGUGCCAAUCAUACUCACUUUCUCUCUUUUAUAUAAGCAGUCCAUUAUCACGAGCUGAAAGAGGUACUAUGCGAAAAAACCACAAGGAGGUACUGCCCCGUGUUCACAAAACAAAAAGGAAAAGCAGCAGUUUACAUGUGGGGCUGACUUCAUGAAUGUAGUAUGUGUGAGUCAAGAUGAGAGCUGAGAAAUGAGGACCACUGAAUCAGAGUUUUCAGACAAGAUGAGACAAGAUUAAAAGUUUUGGAUCACUUUUCACAAAAUAGUUGAAUUACAGGAAGUAAAUGCAGCAUAUUCCUCUUUAUGUAUGUUCACUUUAAGGGCGUUUUGACACUUUUACGUAACUGCAUGUUCCUUUUUUUCAUUUUCUGAUAGCUUCAGCUCCUUUUUUAAUCCUUAACUUCUAAAAAGUUCAGAAAAGUUUUAAAGUUUUUUAUCCAUAUAACAUGUAGGUGUGCACACUUAAAAGGACUAAAGAUCACGCUUGAGCUGUUUUAAAUGUUUUAUCAGUGGUCAGAGGAAAUGACUCGUCUGUUCAGUUGAUUACUAAAAAGAUACGUUUCCUGUUUCGGUGUGAGUGAAGAAAAUUCUCUCUGUGUGGUUUUAUUUUUUAACUGAUUUGUUCCCAAACUAGGUGACUUCUACCUGAUCCUGUUUUAAUGUUUAAAUCCCACUUUUUCUUUCACCCUCUGUCUCCAGAUUCCCAACAUUCAGGAGCGUCGUUUUCCCACCCUCAGAGGACAAUGCCGACUCACUCUGUGCUGCCGUUUGUGGAGAGCCCUGACGGCCUUGCCCAAGAUAUUCUUAUUAGUAACAAUGCAAGCAUCCCUGGGCCCGGCUCCAGCAUGACGCCACACACCACCUUCUCUGAAAAAGCCAUGUUGCAAUCAGGAGGAAACGCAGCGGUAUCCUGUAUGUUCUGUGAGCAGACUUUCAACCAGCAGGACGAGCUGGGACCCCACCUUCUAACACAACACCCCACUACUUUCUCCGAACCAGCUGUGCUUCGAGUCGAGGCCGAGUUCAGGAUCCCGGGAGAGAGACCCAGGCCCAAAACCAGCAGCCUCCCUGCUGAAAAAGAGGAGGUUCACAGCUGUAUCGUGUGCGGUCAGGUUUCACAAGAUGCCAGUGAGCUGGAGACCCACAUGAGGAAGCACAAGGACUACUUUACGUACUGCUGCAACGUGUGUGGGCGGAGGUUUAGAGAGCCGUGGUUCCUUAAGAAUCACAUGAAGAUGCACAUAAGACCAGGAGUGAAAAGCAAGGCCCAGCUGGACCUGGAGAGCCCCUACGAGAUCAACGGCGUCAUCCAGGAACCUCCACCAGAACCUGUCGUCACCAUUUACAAAAUGUGCAUGGUUUGUGGGUUUUUCUUCCCUGACCAUGAGAGUUUAGUCGAACACAGUAAAGUUCACAACCGAGAGGUAGAGCCAGGUAAAGAGAAUAAUAAAGAUGACACUACUGAAAGCUCGCAAAAACAGGAAACGUUUCUCAGCAGUCUAGGACUCAGGCCUGACCCCACAGGAAAGGGUUUGCAACACGUGAGAUCGUCAAAAUGGAUCCCCCAGCUGGAUCCCUUCAACACGUAUCAGGCCUGGCAACUGGCAACAAAAGGCAAGAUAGCAGUGGGUCCCAAUACGAUUAAAGAUCUGGGUCAGGAAGCAAGCACAGACAACGAGGAAUGCGGCUCUGAUAAGGAGGAGCUGAACAAUAUUUGGACAGAAGGAGACAAAGCUACAAAAGAGGGGCUCGGGAGAGAGCUCCGGUCUCAGACCCAUGCCCCUGCAGAAAACCCCCAACCCCAGAGGAGGUCCCUGAUGCAUAAAGAUAAAGAGAGGCCGACGACUUGUGAGGAAUGUCAGAGGACCUUCAGGACCUACCACCAGCUAGUCCUCCACUCCAGGGUCCACAAACGUGAGAGGGGAGGAGAAGAGAGUCCGACUUCCUCAGUGGAGGGGAAGCUCUCGAGGGUGAACUCUCUGGAGAACACAGAGGAGGGGUCUGAGGAGGGCUUCGAGGAGGCCGCACUGACAGAAAACCUGAGUCCAGGUAAAUCUAACCCUCUUUGUGAUCCACAGAGACUGUUUAGGAUUGUUCGAUGCAAAGAAUUUAGCAACCAAGUGCUCCCUCUGCUGACGAGAUCACAUAACAAACAUUUUAAUUAAAAGGAAAACUUGAGGUUACUCUUGUAAACUAUUCAGAGCCUUUAAAUGUGUAUUUUUCUUCUUCUUUUUUUUGAAGGUGAAGAUGGUUUUGAUCGAUCCAAAGUCAGAUCAAAAGCUUGCAGCUACUGCGGCAAAUCAUUCCGAUCAAGCUAUUACCUCACAGUUCACCUGAGGACCCAUACAGGUAAACACAACUCAGCAGAUUUCACCUUUUGGAUCAGACAGUAAGAAAAAGUCCUGGGACCCAAAACUGUCAGAUCUUGAACUUUAACUUUUGGCUCAUUUUCUCUAUUUGUAUUUUUUGCAUUUCAGGUGAAAAACCGUUCAAGUGUGCUUACUGCGACUACGCCGCUGCUCAGAAGACGUCACUCAAAUAUCACUUGGAUCGGCGGCACAAAGACAAACCGUACAUGGGAAUUCCCAGCAGGCCCGUGCAUCAUUCAUUACCCUCUUCAAAUGACAGAAAACACAGGAUCGACAAUGAAACCCCAGCUCCAAACAGAUCCAAACUCUGGGUUCCUGCAGCCAGACCGAGCCCCAGCGGAACACCAGAGGACCGAUUUGACAGCAAGAUGAGCAAACCGCUCAUCCAGAUGAACGCCAAGUAUGAGAAAUUAAUCGCUAAGACUGCUUACUCUCCGAUUGAUGAUGUGGUCGUAAAGUGUCCCGUACCUGUUAACCUGAAGAUGGAGAGGGAGGAGAUAAAAGACGAGAACUCAGAGGCCCCAUUAAAUCUGUCCUUAAAAGUCUCGCUCUCCAUCUCUGCCGGUGCAGAACCAAGAAACGCAUUAAUUCCAAUCGCCUGUUCGUUUUGUGCGUAUAAAACCAUGUACCCGGAGGUUCUGAUCAUGCACAAAAAGCUGACGCACAAAGACAAGUCCGACGGCGCCAAAAAGGCCGGGUUUGGGGGAAACGUGAAGCAGAAGCGGUACACAGGCUGCCCUCCUGCUCUCGAGGGAAAAGAUGUCACCCCGCUUCCCAUCAUCGACCGCCGCCACCCUCGCCGAACAAAAUCCCCGCCUCCCCAACCUGCAAAACCACAAGAGAAGACGCCCAUCAACGGUCCCAAGCGGUCCCCUAUCCAUGCUCCCUCACAUGACGUCGCCCAGGAAACCCAGCGUCCCAGACCUGAUCCACAUCCCAGCCAGGAGUCCUCCAGGUUUACAGAACUCGUGAGGAAACCAAACACAGGCGCCAAACAAGUCCCGGACCGCCCCCCACCGCCAGACAGAGUGGGAAUCGGUGAGAGGAGUUACCCGGUGAGAAGCGGCGUCAUUUGGCACUCAGACCCCGCAAGGCUCUGCCUCUCCAGCCGGUUUGGGAGCCUCCCACAGAUGGAUUUCGGAGAACCUUCCAACAAGAGGUUAAAGUACGUGGCGCCAGCUGAGACCGGAGAGAAGCCGGUCUUCAGAGGAGCAGCACCUGAAGGAUCCAGCAGGCUGCUCAUCUCAGGGAGGAGUGUGAAAACUGCUCCACAGGGACCCAGUCCACCUACGGUCUCGGACGCUAUGGUGUCUUUGAAAACAACUCCUCCAGUUAUGGGAGGGGGUCUGGACUCCGACUGGAGCAUGAUGAACCUCCUGCGCUCCUACACCCCCAACGACCUGGCUUCUCUCUAUCACAGCACACCUGCUAACCCCAACCACGGAGGCCUGAGCAACCCCAGAGCAGGUACGUUUUAGGUCACACGGGAGAUUUCAGGUCACUGUAAACCUGCAUGUGUAGAGUUAACAUUCCAGAUUCUUCCUCAGGGGGCAGAACUGUGCUGUACCAACACUUACCCACUCUGCCCAACCUGCAGAGGAGAGACCCCGCAGGCCCCUUCCCUCACCAGCGCUAUGGGACCACUGACAAAACUACCUAAAGUGGCAACAAGGUAAAACGGGGAACAAUCCAAAGUAUUAACACCCGGGGAUUUCUCGUUUUCCCCCUGAACCUGAAUCGUCACAAAUCUCUGAUAUUUGGCAAAAAGUAUUUCUUUCCGCUCUUUAGAUUCGAACUGUGCUGCUACCUUAUUUUUGAGAACUUCAUGGAAAUUAAUUGAUUAUACACACUUAUCGAUUAUUAAAGAGUUGGACUUUAAUCAGUUUUCAUUCAAGGAACAUCGGGCUGCGUAAACAUUUCAGGGCUGAGGCCUUUGGUUUGAUAUUUUUCCUUUUUUUGGAUAAAAGGUGCAGAUAAACACUCCUAAAGAUGACUUUUUUCACCGGUGUGCACUGUGAUUUAUUUUUCUCUUCUUUUCAACUGUCGCUGAAUCCAUAAUCGACCCCUUGUCCGACAUGACGUUUGGGUUUACAGAAAUAUACCUGUGAGUUUUCAGUCCGUAAAGGUGUAUUGAAUAAAAGUAUAAAAUCUAAUUUGUGUAAAAGGAGGCCUUUAAAGCUCGUCUUAUUUUAUUUCUCUUCUCCAAGGCACUGAAGGGUGUGUGUGUGUGCGGGAUUAUUUUCUGUCGAUUAACUUGAAACGAGUCCUGUCUACGUUGAAGGGGUCUACCUCAUGUUGUGCUCUCGACACUGUUAUUUUUUGUAAAGCUGCUGUAGCUGCGCUCGCCGAGACACAUGGUUUGAGUUGGAGCGCAACUAGACGGACAUGUGUUUGUCAGGCACCACAUAAAACACACAUCUGGUGACAGAACGACUACUGCUGGGGCUGAAUCAACAUGCGGCUCGUGAUUUACUGUUACACAAUUUCUCUGAUACGCUCGGUAUUUACGAGCCCGGUUUCAAACACAGAACACGUUUUCGAGGUUAUUACUCGACUAAUGUUUAUGGGUGGUGCCUCAGAUCCAUAAGCUGCACAGUGUUCAGUUUGUGUAUUAAAUUCUCAUGGCUGUGUUAUCCAGGAGUUCGGGAAAGUUAUUUAGUUUCAUCAAAAACGCGACAGCAAAAGCAGCUUUGUUUAAACGUGGCUUGAUUGAUCCUACACUGUGAACAGAGUCUCAGGUGAACUCGCAUUUACAAGCUGUUCAGUCUUUUUUUUUUGUAAUGGAGUAUAUUUGUAUUUUCCACUUUGAAAGCCUUGGGUUAAAUUAUUUUUGUUGUUGUUUGGUAUUCACAUUACAUGUGUACUUAUGUAAAAAUAAAAAUAUUGUUUGAGAAUUGUACGACACAUUUCAAUAAUAAAGUUAGAGGCGAACAACUCUGUGCUGUCUUUACUUUAUUUGCUUUAUAACCUGUUUUUGUCUCGUCAAACAGUCGUCACAGACAGUCUGUUAACGCAGGUCUGUCGGGGCAUUUAGUCUCAACUUAAGGGUAACACCUUCAGCGAAUUAAAACCGGUGAUUUAACUGUUUUCAUAACAUCUGGAGGGAUGCAGGGACAACACUUUUGCUGAUGCUCACGCCUCUGCUCCUCAUUUGAAAAACAAUAUUAUGUGCAUAUAUUAUAAAGUGCUGAGACCAAGAGAGAGACCAAGGUUCAAAGUGAGACCCAGAAGCCCGCUUUCUUUCUUUAACACGGUCCGAGGGGACGCCGCGCAAUGACCAAUUUAAUUGCAGAUAGCAGACGAGUGUGGAUUUGGAUCCCUGAAGCAUAGAUUAGGAUUUGGAAAAUUCUGCAGUUUGCAGCUUCUAAAAGUAAAAAAUCUAUAAACAUUUCAGAUUCAGAUUGCAGGUGGAUUUUAAAGGAAAUGGGCGCAUCAUUCUGUUCUGUUAAAGCUGAUACUACAACAAUAUCAUACUGUAUACCCUUGUGUUGAUCCUGAGUAUAAGACAAACACUCUUUAAAAGUCCCCAACAAACUCAAAAACCAAUCACAGUCCUUGAUUUUUGGGGUGGCCAAUGAGAUUUGUGGGCCCGUGCCACCCCUUGCAACCUCUCUAGACACGGCCCUGGAUUAAUCACCAAUCUUUAUGUGAAUACUGACACUGUAUGUGGAUGACGACGACCAAGCAAGUGAUAUACUGUUCUAGUAGUAAGGAUCACUAAUUAUAAGCAUUUUAUGAUUUAUGAAUUCCACAGCUUUUGGCUCAUUUCAAGAAUUUUAAGAAAAUGGUUCUACAUGAUGAGAAAAAUACUUGAAAUGCCUGGUAAAUAGGAUUAUGUCAAGAUAGUGACACUUGAAUUUACUUAAGAAAAGAAGUCUCAUAUUUUUCAUUUGUAUAAAGAAAAAUGCACCUAUUAUUAGUGAGAAUACACAAAUUUUAAGGUAUAUCUGGAUUCAUUGAGGUUGGAUGUUUCUACUUGUUUUGGAAAGUCUUGACAAGCCAAAUUUUCUUAUUUUCUUGCAAAUAAUUUUGCUUAGUUAAAGUACUAUUCUCCUAAUUUUUGUGUUUUGUUUUUUUCUUGUCAUUGCCAGCCAAUGGGCACAGGUGAGACAGGUACCUGGUUCAGAUCUGCUUGGUCACAAAUCUUACCAGAACUCUCUAGAAAGAAAGAGACAGAAAAAUUAAAUAUUCUGUUUUUCAAUUUAAAGAUAUAAUAAUGUUUAAAAUGUGCAUUUGACUUGAGUAAUUUCAUGUCAAUGACUCAGUUUGGCCACAAGAGGGCAGUAUGUACAAAGUCUAGAUUGCAGCCUCCUCAGAUCUAGUGUUCAAAGCUCUGUAUCCUCAGUAAGGCCAUGUAGUACAGUUAGUUAUAAUAAAGCUGUACACAGAUGCAGUACAUGGUGAGAAAAUGAAGGUGUGUUACAGAAUAAAUACACAAAGAUACAAACAAUUUUGUGUACCGUGUGAAGUUCACCUCAUCACACUGGCCUAAAAAAGGCUUAUUCAGCUCUAUUUCUAAUAUUUAUGGUGGAGUGUUAAGUGCACUUAUGACCACACCCUGACUGUGAACGCAGUACAGGUGAUACCCGUCUCCAGCUGUCAAACACACCUGGUGCGACAUCAGUGAAAGCAGUGAUGAGGGUUCGAACAGCAUUACAGCCGCAUUUCUCCCUCUCUUUGUUUUCUUUUCCCGAGGACUGAGUCCUUAAAAAGCUUCCUGAGAGAAGUUCACUAACUGCGUCUACAUCUGUGAGACAUGAGCGCGCUAUUGUCUCUAAACAGAGAUGGCUGACAAAACCCAUCAUGGCAGAGCGCUCUGCAAACAACAAAUUGCGAGGGACAAUCUUCAGUGCAUUGAACACUUUAAACUUUGUUGUUUUUUUUCCAGCCCCUCCUC
This is a messenger RNA of Xyrichtys novacula (pearly razorfish), 9895 nucleotides long. The record is from the annotation of a GenBank genome assembly. Lineage: Eukaryota; Metazoa; Chordata; Actinopteri; Labriformes; Labridae.